This is a messenger RNA of Jaculus jaculus (lesser Egyptian jerboa), 8244 nucleotides long. RefSeq names its product APC membrane recruitment protein 1 (gene Amer1). The transcript is spliced from 3 exons. The record is from RefSeq and is a predicted model, not a curated record. Gene Ontology annotation, cellular component: plasma membrane. Gene Ontology annotation, molecular function: beta-catenin binding; phosphatidylinositol-4,5-bisphosphate binding. Gene Ontology annotation, biological process: regulation of canonical Wnt signaling pathway. Lineage: Eukaryota; Metazoa; Chordata; Mammalia; Rodentia; Dipodidae. The coding region runs from base 429 to 3770 and encodes 1113 amino acids.
UGUAGCUGUGGAGUCCUGGGUGAAAGGGGUAUGGGGGAGCUGCUCAGAGCCUGGUCGGUGCAAGGGAAUACGGUAGCCGCGGUGGCGGCGGUAGGAGCAGUGCUGGCGGUAUUCUCAGCGGAGACUCGGGCCCAACACAGGGCAGCACAGCAGACAAUAACCGGGCUGGGAACCGGACACGGCCGGGUUCCAGUUCUCAGCCAACUUUCUCCUUGGUGCUUUUCCUGCCUGCCUGUUUCAACUCUUGAGACCUUUUCUCACUGAGAACACCUUCAUGGUUGUCAGCAACUCAUGGGCAUUUGGGGGUUUUAAUCAUAAUAGGAGGCAGACGAUCCUCUGUGAUACUUCCUGAUUGAUCAUGUUAUAACAGCUCCUGGAACCCCAAGGCUGAAUUUCCAGUUGAAUGUACCAGAGUUGUCUCCAUCACUAUGGAGACUCAAAAGGAUGAAGCUGUUCAGAUCAAGAGAGCAGCAGCCUCUGGUGGUACUGAAGACCACAGAGCAGAAAAAGGAGCCAAGAACAAGACAGCUGAGGCAACAGAAGGGCCAGCACCAGAGCUACCCUCAUCUGGCCCAGGUAGGCUGAAGAAAACUGCCAUGAAACUCUUUGGUGGCAAGAAGGGAAUUUGUACUCUGCCUAGUUUCUUUGGAGGGGGACGAAGUAAAAUUUCUGGGAAAAGCAGCUCCAAGAAGGGUCUAAACAAGAGCAAGACCCACGAUGGCCUGAGUGAAGCUGCCCAUGGUCCAGAUGACAUUGCCAGCGAAGGCACAGGCUUCUCCCUACCUUUGCCCAAGUCACUCUGUCAAUUUCCCAGCUCCCAGAGUGCCCAUGAGACUUUGGAGAGAGGCUCCAGGCAUAAGUCUUCUAUGGCUGGAGCCACAGAGAAACCUGGAAUUGAGAAAGUGCCCUCUGUGCACAAACCAAAGAAAGGCCUUAAAGGCUUUUUUAGCAGUAUCCGCCGGCACCGGAAGAGCAAAGUUGCUGGGGCUGAGCAAAGUGAGCCAGAGGCCAAGGAACUCGAGGGCACCAGAACCAGGUCUCAUGCACAUGUAAGCUCUCCUUCUCUGCCCUGCUCUGUAGAGACUUUCCAAACCCUUAGAAAGGAAAAUGCCAAACCCCAAGAUGCUUCUGGACCAAAAAGUUCUCCAGUACCAGAACCUUCUCCCUCAACUGUUGAGAAGAUAGUCUGUAAAAAUCCAGAAAAACUAACAGAGACCUGUGCCUCAGAACUCAUGCAGCCCAAGUCUGCUCCUGAAGCCAGUAGCAUAGAGGAACCCCAUGCCCCAGAAACAGAGGAGAAGGUAAUGAUGACAGGAGAGGUAAACCCAUCAAAUGGCCCUGUAGGGGAUCAGCUGAGCCUCUUGUUUGGGGAUGUCACAUCCCUGAAAAGCUUUGACUCAUUGACAGGUUGUGGUGACAUUAUAGCAGAACAAGACAUGGACAGUAUGACAGACAGCAUGGCCUCUGGUGGCCAGAGGGCCAACCGAGAUGGAACCAAACGAAGUUCCUGUCUGGUGACCUACCAAGGAGGUGGGGAGGAGAUGGCCUUGCCAGAUGAUGAUAAUGAAGAAGAAGAGGAAGAGGAAGAGGAGGUAGAAUUAGAAGAUGAAGAUGAGGAGGUCAAGGAAGAGGAAGAAGAUGAAGACUUAGAGUAUCUAUGGGCAGGUGCCCAGAUGUAUCCAAGGCCCAAUCUGAGCCUUGGCUACCAUCCUACUACAUCCCCAGGCCACCAUGGCUACAUGCUUCUUGACCCAGUUCACACUUACCCUGGCUUGUCCCCUGGGGAACUUCUGACUCCUCAGAGUGACCAGCAAGAAUCUGCUCCAAAUAGUGAUGAAGGUUAUUAUGACUCUACCACACCUGGAUUUGAAGAUGAUUCAGGUGAGGCUCUGGGGCUUGGACACAGGGAUUGCCUACCUAGAGACAGCUAUAGUGGAGAUGCCCUGUAUGAGUUCUACGACCCAGAUGACAGUCUUGAGAACUCCCCACCAGGAGAUGACUGUGUUUAUGACCUUCAUGGCCGUAGUUCUGAAAUGUUUGGUCCUUUCUUGAACUUUGAGCCCUUUUCUUCUCGGCCACCUGGGGCAAUGGAAACAGAGGAAGAACGACUAGUUACCAUCCAGAAACAGUUGCUGUACUGGGAGCUUCGGCGGGAACAACUUGAGGCUCGAGAGGCAAGUACUAGAGAGGCUCAUGCCAGGGAAGCCUAUUCUCAAGAAGCCCAUACUCGAGAAGUUCAUGCCAGGGAGAUCCGAACCCGAGAAGUUCAUGCUCAAGAGGGUCAAGUCCGAGAGGCUCAGACCCAGCAGGAGAAACCCAUCUUAGAGUAUCAGAUGAGGCCCUUAGGCCCAUCAGUGAUGGGCCUGGUGGCAGGGACAUCAGGAGCUUCUCAGACAUCCCACUGGGGAAAUACCUCAGCUUUCCCUACCACAUCUAGCAGUGAGCCAGACUGGCGGGAUUUCCGUCCUUUGGAGAAGCGUUUUGAGGGGACUUGCUCCAAAAAAGAUCAAAGUACAUGCUUGAUGCAGCUUUUCCAGAGUGAUGCCAUGUUUGAGCCAGACAUGCAUGAAGCAAAUUUUGGAGGGUCUCCCAGGAGAGCCUACCCUACUUACUCACCCCCUGAGGAGCCAGAGGAAGAGGAGGAGAAGGAAGGUAAUGCUACUGUGAGUUUUUCACAGGCCUUAGUGGAGUUCACCAGCAAUGGAAACCUUUUUUCCAGCAUCUCCUGCAGCUCUGAUUCUGACUCAUCCUUCACUCAAAAUCUUCCUGAGCUGCCUCCCAUGGUGACCUUUGACAUUGCUGAUGUGGAACGAGAUGGAGAAGGCAAGUGUGAAGAGAAUCCUGAGUUCCACAAUGAUGAAGACCUCACAGCCUCCUUGGAAGCUUUCGAACUGGGUUAUUACCACAAACAUGCCUUUAAUGGCUACCAAAGUCGAUUUUACCAAGGCCUGCCCUGGGGUGUGAGCAGCCUUCCUCGAUACUUGGGACUACCUGGUAUACAUUCUCGACCUCCACCUGCUGCCAUGGCCCUUAACAGGAGAAGUCGCUCUCUUGACACUGCAGAGACCCUAGACCUGGAGCUCUCCAGCUCUCACAUGGCCCAGGAUUACCUGGAAUCUGAUGAACUACAGGCCCCCCAGGAAGAUUCAGAUGAAGAAGGAGAAGAGGAGGAAGGAGAAUGGGGCCGAGACAGUCCCCUGUCCCUCUACACUGAACCCCCGGGGGUCUACGACUGGCCUUCAUGGGCUCCCUGUUCUCUUCCAUUGGAGCCAGGCCCUGCUUGGAUAAACUCCAAUCAAUUGAAUGGACCAUUCAGCCAGUCUUUGUAUGAGCAGGAAACCUGUUGCCUACCUUCUGUGGCCAUGCCAAUAUCAUCAGUGCCAGGGCUCCCAAGAGCACCUGGAGAUUCUCAGCCUCAACUCUCUCGACCUUCACACCUACCCUUGCCUGCAGGCCCUUGCUAUAACCUCCAGCCACAGGCCUCCCAGAGAGUGAGGGCUAGAUCUCGGGAUGUGCUGCUGCCCAGCAAUGAGCCUAGCUGUUCCUCCAUUUCUGGGGGCUUCUGCCCCAGCCCUCUGCCCCAAGCCAAGCCUGUGGGCAUCACUCAUGGUAUCCCUCAGCUGCCCAGGGUGCAACCUGAGCCCCAUCAGCCUCAGCCCAGUUACUACAGGGCUUCUAGCCUUGACCUGUCAAAGGAGAGGGCUGAGGAAGGUGCCUGUCUUCCUGCCAGCUACUCCUCCACUGCUGUGAAUGGAAACCUAGCCAAGUAGUCGUCAUCAGUUCUGGAGUGGGAGCCUGAGCAUGUGAAUGGGGAUCAGGGGUUGGGCAGAGGGGUGGGGUAGGGGUUGCUGUUUAACUUGAAAAUCCUUUUGGCCAAGAAGCUCUGAGUUUUUGCCCUUUUAUCUUCUGCUAUCUAUGGCUGUGUUCAGCUCAAGUACAUCUGCCUAAGGAGACUGCUGCUUCUGUGCUCCAGUUUUUGCUUUGGGAUGUUUUCUGACCCAUACAGGGUUUGGGAUGCUAUAAUUUUGUGCCUAUUCCAGUUGCUAAGUUAGUGAUAUUUGCGUGUAUGCGUGCAUGCAUGCGUGUGUGCGUGUGUGCGCGGGUGUGUCUGGGUGCUUGUAUGUGAAUCUCCUUAAUGCAAGCUGAAUCUUUAGCACUCUUCUCUUACUGAUGAGCAGCCAGGUCUGCGUUGCCUCUCACUUGGAGAUGAAGUGGGGGGCUUGUUGGCUGUUAGCAAUAUAAAGUUAUGGUACAUAUCCUCCCUAUCCCCAUUCCUUUUUGCCUUGGGAUAGCUGCACCAUUACAUCAGAUGACUAUAAGUCAUUCAUCCCAACUAGCUGUCUUUAGAGAGGAUCAAGUAGCAUGUGUCUCACUGCCUAUUGCUGUGGACUUUGGCACCACAACUAGAUGAGAGCCUUUUAAUCUAGCCUGCCAUAGUUUAGCUUGAAGACAAAUACACUAAUCCACUUAAUGGAGUGACUAAAUAUGCUCAUUUUCAAACAGAAGACAACUAACUUAAAACUACCAUAAUAUUUUGACUUCUGGAAUGAUAAUUUGUUUUUCUUAAGCCUAUGACUCCUUGAGUUCCUCUAAAGAAAGUUGUUAUCAUCUAAUCACAUGGAGUACAGUCUCAAUUGAGAUAAGGGAAGAGAGGCAAUCUAAUUUGGGCUUGGCUAUGGGGCUGUGGAGUUUUGUGGAGUACAGGUGAAGAAAAGGAGGCCCAUUAUCCCAGAUAGCAAGAAGGGAUUUCAGACUUUGGAGCCUGAAGCAACCUAGCCUAGAAGGGAAUACUUCCCUACCCUUCCUCCCAAGCUAAAAAGUUAUUUAAGCUUUGCCCACCCCUUCAUUUUGAUGCUGUAGAAGUUCUAACCUUGUACUCCUAAGACAGUCUCAUCUGCUGUCCUGGGCUUUCUACAAAGCUUUCAUCUUCCAAUUAGCCAAGUUCUUAGUAUUAUCAAAGGACCAGGCUUCUUAAGAGGAAAGACUGUGAGGCGCCUUCACUCUGCCAAGCUACAGGACUGAUUUGCAUAGCAGUUUCAGCCCUUUAUGAAAUGAAUAGCACCCUCCCUUCUGCAUUCAUGCAGUUUUCAUGUUUAAGUAGGUUGGAAAUACUGGUAGGGAAAGCUUGCUGUCAAGGAAGACACUGCAACAGGCUUAUCUUGCCAGGCUCAAUCUUAUAUUAAUCACCCAUAGGAGACACUUCCUUUUAAAUUUCUUUACUAGAAAUAUCAUAUGAAAUAUUUUUGUGUGCAUAAGUUGAUAAAAAUUAUGAUUAUUUCCUCUUCUGCCCCAGGCCCCACUUUUGUCCCCCAGCCAGUUUUACAAUGAAGUGAAGAUAUCAGCAGGGCUCUUGUUAUUCCUGAGAUAUGCCAAUUUACCUUGGAGACAGAUGGUAUUGGCCCUCUGAGUCAAGGUUACUUUGUGGACAUACUUCCUUGGCCAAGGGAUAUGUCCAUGCUGGUCUUUGUCAUCAUUUUUUCAGAUUGGAAUUGGCCUUGCACACUUCCUCAGCAAGAACAGAUUUGGCUGGCAAAAGCUAAACCCCUGGAAGUAACCACAUGAGUUUGUACAGCACUAGCACCACCCCUUCAAGGGACCCAGAUCAGCUCUAGCAUAACUUCAGCUACAUCAUGAAGAAAUGCAUUUGUUGAAGAGCUGGAGAAUGAAAGGGUAACAAAGGGCUUCUUUGCCUCAAGCACAGAAUUCCAAGAGAUAAGUGCUUGCCAAGAUUCCAACCACCUGGCCUCUUACCAAAGCUGCUCUGGGAGAUUAGGGGUAAUAUUGGCCUGAUUGUUUGGCAGGAAGUAAACACCAAAUACCUUUAUACUAGGGAAAAAAAUCUCUUGCCUCUUCCUUCUGAGCAGCUUAAGCUCCUGCGUACAUGUGGAUUGCCUGCUGUCAACAGCUUCCAUAGCCUGCCAGAGAUGGGCCACCAGCCUAUUUUGGAAGAGGAAGAAGAGAUGAUCAACCAAGGGCUGAGAGCUGCCCUCAGAGUUAGGAGGACAGCUCAGUGCAGUGCCUUUGAGGGGUCCUGCCAUAUUUCUAACACAUUUUCUUGGGCUCUGACACGUCACCCAUCACAGAGUCCUACUUGAGGCUGAGUAGGAGCUCACAUUGUGGAAAACAUCACUACCUGCAAGUCUCUUCACUGCGUAGCCUACAGGAAAAGAUCUUCACUACCAAAGUGGAGCAGGAGCAGGCACAUUUGAAUCUCUAGGACAAAUGGCAGCCACAGCCUAGAGGAAGGAAACCCUGGCUGAGGCUAUGUGGUAAUAAGGCGGCAAUGGGAAAGCCAACCAAGUCCCAGGCAUCUCUCCAAACAUAGGCAUGUGUUUCCUUGGCUGGUACCAAAUAUGCCAGGACUGUCAAUUGAUACUAGGUUAUGGCUAGAUAAAAAUCACUUAUCUCCAUUGCAGGGCCCUGGAACAAUGAAUUUGUAUGUGACUUCAAGGGAAGUUUUCAGAAUAGAAGGUAGCUGGCCUCAUUUUGUUACACAAUAGGCCUAUGUAGUGUCUAACCCUGAAAAUUCCCAGGUAAGAUUGGUCUCCUAGGGGACUUUUGAAUGUGGAUAGGGAAGGAGACCACUUAGCAGGCAUCCUCUAUAGCCAGGAUGCAUGUUUCUUGGUGCUUUAGAUUAUCUGAGGAAGCCCUGCUUUGGGGACUAUCUGGCUUUUGUUUGGGGACCAGGUCACAAGCCUCAUGGAAUCAAGGCUUUGGUAAAUGCCAGUCUCCUUUCCUCUCUUAGUACUGUGCCAAGGAGGGACGUAGCUUUCCACAUUCAGAAUGCUGGAUGUAUAUUUUCAUCCUACUGCCAACAGCUUUGCCACCAGUACCUGCCCUUGGCCCCCAGGCUCACUUGCUAGAGGGAGGCAUGGGGGGAGGGGUUAGCAGGGAUACUUCAAGUUUACCCAUGUAUGUGUCACAUCCAAGUUGUUUUUAAUAUAUAUAGAUAUAUAUAUAUCAGAAGCCAAUUAUCUAUUUUUGUAUUGUUUGCAUUUUAUAUUCAUGGAAACAAUGUUUAUCAAUUGUUCUUUUCUGAUUUAUUUUUAAGAGGUGCUGUUUACAGUUUUAAACAAAAAAUGAUGACACAAAAAUUGCUGCUGCUUGUGCAGAGGGCUGUCAUCUCAACUGCCUAGGGCCCUCACCCUUUCCCCUCUCCCACCCUGCUGUAUCACACUGUUUCUUCUCUACUCACAUGACAACAGAACAUGUCCAGGUACUGAAAACUAAUGCCAGGUGACUCAGGCACGUGGAACCUGGUAGAUAUGUUUUGUAUUUUUAUGCUUUCCUUUUGGGCCCCUCCUCUGUGUAAAACUUCUGAGAGCACUCAUGCCUCUUUUAUUUUAUUCUUUCCCUUUCUGUAUGUUUUGUGCUUUUGUUUUGAAAGUAGAGUGCUCCCAUUUGUGCUAUUUGUUGUGUUGAGAUUUUCCAAAGAAGUAUUUUGGGGACAUUCUCCACUGAAUGGGGAGGAUAUGGGGUUUAAACCACACUUCCUUACCUCAAGAAGCUUGGGAAGAUAAGUGACAGUGAUGCUCAAACCACCAGGAAUUGGUCAUCUCCUUGAGGAAACCCUUUCAUGGGACUUUCCAGGAGCUUGUAACAGAUGUCUGGAAGAGACUUUGGAGAACUCCUUCACCCCUCUUGCUACUUUGUGGGAAUCUCUACCCUUACUACCAUUAUCCUUCUUCCCCCCUCCCAUCCUGCUCCAGUUCAUACAUGGAUGGUACUUUAGAAAAACAGUGACUGUUAGGGUCAUGGCUAGCUGGCCUGAUCCAUCGUUUCUCCAUCCUGUAGUCACUCCAAAGAAGAAAAUUCACAUGGCAUGUAUAUGUAUGAGGAUUAAGUCUAUUAAGAGGUGGGGCUUUAAUUAUUCUUAUUACAAUUGGUGCUUAUUUUCCCUGCUUAUAUGGGGUGGGAAAGGGUGGGAGUAUACCAGGAAUGUAUAUUUAGGUCAUGUUAAAUAAAUUGGCUGGGGGAAGGAGGGAAGAUAAUAGAAAUGGCAGUAUAUCCUCAUUCCAGGUGUUAAGAGCUCUCUCGGUACAGAAAGGGGAUUGUACCCCCUUGCUGUGCUUAAGCUUCCCUUCCCCAUUCCAGAGACAUCACAGAAUCUUCUGUGUUGUGACCUCGCCAUUCCUAGCACUUGCUGACAUCCGGAUGUCUUGAUAUACUGCCUGUUGUAUUAAAAUCUAUAUUUCUUUUGUUGAAUGCUAAUAAACUUCUGGGUUCAGGAGAAGCCCUCAGUCA